GCGCAACGUUGGGAUUAUCACAUGAGUCUGUUAUCGCGGCUAUUUCGCACUUGGUACUCUUCGAACUUUAUGGUUUCCUAGCAUAAAAUCAAUAAAAGUCGUCUGAAUAAACUUUUGGAUGCUUAUGACAGUCGAAAAAAAGGUGGAGAACUGGGUCCAGGGUGGUAAACGUCAAAAAAUUGACGAACUUGACGAUAUUUUGGUGGAUAUUACGGGUUAUUCUUUCUCCCACUUGAGGACCACUUUUGUGUACACUGGGUUCGUUCUAACAUGCGGACUGUUGAGACUAGUUUUUCACUGGUUUCCGCACUGGAUGCUGAUGUGUAUGUAUAAUAAGUGCGCUUUGAUGGAGGCUGAGAAGAUUCUCGUUCAGGAUAUCUAUGGUGUUUACUACAUGCAUGAUGUGAUCGUUGACGUUAUUGAAGGAGUGAAUUAUACCAGGAGGUCUUACGUCCGUAAGCCUGUGUCUUUCAUGAAGUCACGAAUGAUGAGCACUGAGAAUGAUGGUAGGAUGAUGUGUUAUUUCAUUCACAAAUGUUUAAAGUACGUAUGGAAUGGCGAGACUCACCGUUUCGAGCUCAUCAGGGGCUGGCAUGAAACUACAUAUGAAGAAAUUCUGGAUUCUAAGCCUUUGAAUAACGAAACAGUCCUUAUGAAUCGUGCGUUGUAUGGAAUGAAUGAAAUAAGUAUCAAUCUUACUUCAAUUGUCAGGCUUCUACUUGAUGAGUGCUUGAAUCCAUUCUACUGUUUCCAAAUAUUCAGUUGUAUUUUGUGGUAUUCUGAAGAGUACUGGACGUACGCUACUUGUAUUGUUGUUAUUUCAAUUAUGUCACUAUCAUGGCAAGUUUAUGAACUACGUAGAAACGAAAAGACUCUUAAAGAAACUAUGUGUAUAUCCUCUUCUGUAAUCGUUUAUCGAGAGGAAGAUGGGGUUAAAGAAUUCAAAGAAGUGGAUUCCAUUUCAUUAGUUCCCGGUGAUAUAAUCGAAAUUCCACAAAACGGGUGUCUGGUUCAAUGUGAUGCCAUCUUACUAGCAGGAAACUGCAUAGUAAAUGAAAGUACAUUGACCGGUGAAAGUGUUCCAGUUACCAAAAUUCCCUUACCCGAUUCACCAUCAAAGGGUACGUUAUUCGAUAUCAAAGUUCAUGGUCGGCAUAUUUUAUUUGCUGGUACUACUGUUAUUCAAACAAGAAAUUAUGCAGAUGAGCGAGUUCUGGCUGUUGUUGCACGCACUGGCUUUUACACUGUCAAGGGUGAGCUUGUACGGUCAAUUCUGUUUCCGAAACCUCUGAAAUUCAAAUUCACCCAAGAUUCCUUCCGGUUUAUUUUUGCUUUGUCUAUUCUUGCUGUGGUUGGUUUGGGAGUUUCAAUCUACUUAAUGAUCAGAGUUAAUGUUGGUGUUGGUGACAUUAUCCGUCGAGCGUUAGAUUUAGUUACUGUGGUGAUACCACCAGCCUUACCUGUUGUAAUGACAGUAGGAGUUGUUCUGGCUCAACGACGUUUGCUAUCGCAUGGGAUUUUUUGUGUCAAUCCAACCGUGAUCAAUGUUUGUGGAGUAAUCAAUGUAGCUUGUUUUGAUAAAACGGGUACUUUAACCGAAGAUGGUUUGGAUAUGUGGGGUAUCAUUCCUUACAAAGAUGGUUUAUUUGGAGAUCCAGAAUUAGAACCAUCAGAGUUGGGUAAUGGUCCUCUAAUGGAAUGUUUAGCGACUUGUCACUCAUUGACAUUGAUUGAAGGAGUUCUGUGUGGAGAUCCUCUGGACUUAAAGAUGUUCCAGUCAACUAAAUGGGAACUCAUUGAAGAAGCUGCUGAUCACUGUAAAUUUGAAAUGGCUGUCCCUGCUAUCGUACGUCCAUCCAGUAAAACCAGUUUGACAGAAAAGACUUCUGAAAAAUUCAAUGGUGAUGAUAUUCCAUAUGAAGUGGGUAUUUUACGUCAAUUUCCAUUCAGUUCUUCAUUACAACGUAUGUCUGUGAUUACUCGUGCUCUCAAUCAAAAUCAUUUCAAUAUCUAUACUAAAGGUGCACCUGAAACUAUUGAAUUAUUGUGCAGAUGUGAUACUAUUCCUAGAGAUUUCCAUUCUACUUUGUUGGAAUACACACGUGAAGGUUAUCGAGUUUUAGCAUUGGCUUGGAAACCAUUGAAAGCAACCUAUACAAAAGUUUUACGUGUAUCUAGGGAACGUGUUGAGCAAGAUCUACAAUUUCUUGGUCUAUUGAUUAUGGAGAACCGUUUGAAACCGGAAACAACUCAAGUGAUUGAAACUUUAAGAUAUGCCAAUAUUCGACCUGUUAUGGUAACUGGUGAUAAUAUGUUAACUGCAUUGUCAGUAGCUCGAGAUUGCGAGAUGAUCGAUGAACUGGAUCGUAUUAUUCUUGUGUCUGCAAAACCACCACCAUUUCCGCGUCAUGUUCAGUCAUCCAGUCCGAAUGAUUCUGUAACUUGUUCUACCAAAGUUGAUCUACCAAGUGGUCAACAACACAACCAUACUUCUUUAAAUCAUGUUAAUUUACCAUUUGUUUCGUUGACACAAUCACAAGGAACAAGAAGCAACAAUAGACCGCGUACACACUCAAGUUUUAAUGCAGCGAAUUCUUUAUUUGAGGAAAACGUCUUCAAUCAACAAUACGAUUCAUUAGUUGAAUUUCAUUAUGCUGAAGAUUUACACAAACCAGUCACUGAAGUGACAGCUACAACCGAAACAAGAACAACGAGAAAGUCUCAUAGAUCUCAGCCUGUUAAUAAUACUUCGACUGAAACUGAUGCUGACUCGCACACAUUCUCUGUAAGGAGUGGUAGGAAAUCUCGAAAAUUGAUGCAUCGCUUAUGUGAAGAUGUUCCAUGUGUUUCACGAGGAUGUGAACAGCAUUCUUCACCAUCUUCAAGUCCACUUACAGAUAUAACUGCGGUGCCUAAUGUUUCAGUGAAUGGUCACCCUCGUGCUUCUUCAUCCGAUCAUCAACAACAUCACCACUAUGAAGGAAGAAAGAGUGGAUGUUAUUCAAAAGAUGAUUUACAUUCAGUAUCAAAUCGUCGUUUGAAUCCCACUCAUUCUGUAUCUAUACGGAUGCUCGAUCGACCUGAUUUCCACCUAGCUAUGUCUGGCAAAACGUGGGCUAUCAUACGGGAAUAUUAUCCCUGGCUUAUACCAAAGCUUGUAGUCAAGGGUACUGUGUUUGCUCGUUUUCGUCCGGAACAAAAAGCUCAACUGAUCGAAUCACUUCAAUCAGUUGGUUAUUUUGUUUCAAUGUGUGGUGAUGGCGCUAACGAUUGUGGUGCAUUGAAAGUAGCACAUGCUGGGAUUGCGUUAAGCGAAGCUGAAGCCAGUGUUGCUAGUCCUUUCACAUCGAAGCAACAAAAUAUUAGUUGUGUGCCUACACUUAUUCGUGAAGGUCGUUGCGCAUUGACUACUAGUUUUGGUGCAUUUAAAUUUAUGGUCGGUUAUUCAAUGAUUCAAUUUUUCUCUGUUAUACUUUUAUAUUAUAUUGGCAGUAAUAUUUCUGAUCUGCAAUUUUUAUUCAUCGACCUUUUCCUUAUCACAACUCUGGGUCUCACGUUUGGUUAUACUCCGGCGUAUCCUCGUCUCUCGGUGGAACCUCCUGGGAUGCGACUAGUGUCAACUGUGACCUUGUUAUCAUUGGGUUUGCAGUUACUCACUUGUGGUCUUGUACAAUUUUCAGUCUUUGUAUUUACUCGACUACAACCAUGGUAUUUACCACUGUUUACUUAUCAUGAAGAUUAUGAAUUAAAAAAUUAUGAAAGUACGGCCAUAUUCUCCGUAUCUGUCUAUCAAUAUAUUAUAUUGGCUAUUGUAUUCUCUAAAUCUGCACCAUAUCGUCGGUCAAUUUUUUCUAAUCAUUUAUUCGUUGUCAACCUUAUUGCAUGUUUUGCUGGCUCCUUAUACUUAACAUCUCAUCCAGCCCGUGUGGUUCGCAAAUUAUUCGAAGUAAGAUUUCGGUGGAGGAUGAAGCACUGUGUCAUAGUUAUUCUUAUUAAUUGCAGACCAAUUAUAUUGAUUUUCGUUGAUUAACAAUAUACUGGCCAUUGUACUUUUUAAACUAUAUGCAUUUGCCGCGAGAACUGAAGUGAGGGCUGUGGGUUAGAUCCCUGGAGUGUUUUUGGGUACGCACUUUUGAGAUGUCCACUACUUGGCCAAAACAGCUGUCUAGUGCCUCCUGGUUUUUUAUGGUAUUCCAGCAAAAAUCGAUCUAAGACGAAUGCAAUAUAUGAAAGAAGUGAUUUUCUGUUUCAUUGUUUUCAUAUAUUUUUAGGUUAACACAGUUUUAUUUUGUUAUCCUUUUGUUUAUUGUUAUAAAGCUUAAUCCAUUCUCUAUAGAAUUUCGUCCUAACAAUUCUUAACCACAAUUAUUCUGUUUUCCUAAUAAGUGAAUUAUUGUUUGUUUGUGUGUGUAGUGGUAGUUGUAUUAUUAUUAGUAGCAACCACCACUUGGACAUAUUCAUUUGGUACAUAUACAUACUGAAUAGAGAGAUUCACAUUGUUUCUAUAGAAGGACAAUUUUCUUUAAUCUAGCUUUGUACAUUGUCCUUGUAUUUUUUGCAUACAUUGUUUGCGUUACAAUACAUCAUUGUAUUGUCAUUAACAUGACUAUUAUUGUUAUUACCACGUCGUAUUGGUUCAGUUUAGUUCGGUGGAUAUUUAGUGUAAUUAGUCUGUAUAGAAGGCAUUUUGACUGUGGUCUUCUCAAGAACUGAUACCACCUUUACUUGAUUAUAUUAGUGUGUUUCUGCGAAAGCAGCACUAUGAUAUGGUUUUUGUCUUCUAAUUUGAAUGUAAACCUUGUACCGGCUAAUAUGAUCUUUUGUAGUGUUGGAUAUUAAUUAUUUUUGAAGUUUUCGUCACUUUGAAGAUACUUGUUGGAAGUAACUGACAAACGUUCUUCUGCAGGAGACUUUCGAAAAACAAUUCAUAAAAGGGUUGGACAAUUUCGUGACUGUUUAUUUACAUUUCUGACAGACUCUUUAGAUUGUAUGUGAUGUUAUUGGUUUUGUUAUUUUAUUUCCAGCUGUGUCGUUUUCCUUCAGUUUAUUUUGUAAUAAUUCUUCAUGGAAUAGUAUUGGGGAAUUUACUAUUUGGAUAUAUUUUGGAAUCGAUAGUUGAUGGCGUUUCAUUUCGAAAACGAAUACGUCAUAUUCAACAUGCUUUAUUUCCCAGACAUGUUUCACGUAAAGACUAUGAACACAUUCGUGAUGAAAUAGAUAGAUUAGCUGGAGUGUGGCCACCAAUUAUACGAUCUGCUAGUGUACAAGCGUUACCAAGAGAGCUGUUCAAUGAAAGUGAUGUUGUUGGACAAAUUGUACAAACAUCAAGAAAACGUUAUAAUUCAAGACUUUCAACUGACAGUGAAUCUGAUGAAGAUUGUAUUCCAGUUACUUCUGAGGAGAAAGCUGUCCUUUGUAAUAGUCUACGUGAUAAUAAUAUUAUUCAUCAACAAGUACAAUUACAUUACAAUGCUCAAUCUCCAUUUCAACCGUCUUGUGUUUUUGAUAAUAUGCCGAAAAGUGCGAUCGAAAAGUCAUUUAACAAGAAGCGGACACGUUCUACUAGCACCCAUAAUCGCCAUUCAUUUAACACUACGAGAAGCCUUGAAAGCAAAGGUAUCAAACGCAAUACUUCUAAGGAAAACAGUCCUAGACAACAAACACCUGUAGUUCGGACUCCGACUCGACGACCUGAACGUAUUCGAUCACAGAGUGGACCAAAACCACUUAGUCCAAAUCCCGUCAACCUCCAGUCGGACCCAUUCCAAUCAGCUACCUACCACUGAUAGAAUAAGUUUUUCGGGGAGCUUUACGUUGUUAGUCUUUCGAUGUAUAUUAUUUACUGUUAUCAUCAGUGGACGAUUUCAAAUCAAUAACUGUAUUUUAUCCCAAAUCGCUGUACACAAUAUGAAUUGCUUUUUUUUCUUGUCCCUAAUUUGGAUGAUUGAUUUUCUCUUAACUCUUACGUUAACCUGUGAAAAUCUUUCUGUCAGGUCACGUUUUGUCUUUCUUUGUUAUAUUAGCAAGAAUAUUAACCAGAAACUUAUGUAAUUCAUCCAUCUCAAUUUUCAUUCUUAUUCACUAUCUUUUAACUUAAUAGAGCAUAACUAUCAAUUUUAGACAGAAAACAAAAGACCUUUCAUUAUCGGUAAUUUUCUCGUUUACGAAUGUUGUUUUCAUUUUGUGUCUCGACACAUGCGGUCUAUCAGUAAUCCCAUUACUAUAUCAUUCGCUCACUCUAGAGAAAUUCUUGCUUACAUAAAGUAACACUUACAGAAAACCAACUGUCAAAUUGAGUAGACCGUACUAUCACGUAUUUUUCGAUUUAUGCUUCGAAUAGGUAAGAAUUAUCUCAUUUCUGUUUGACUCAUGGUUCCUAUGAACUACAUUUUUGUGUAUUUCGUAAGCAUCAAGUGAGCUAAAAGUGGGACAGACUGACUGACGAGAGGGUUCAGAGAAUUCAUAGACCCCGCCCUUACUAUGUGAUCUUGCAAAUUACCUAAUGUGUUUUGUGCCAUUUUGUUUUUUAUUUCCAUGUGUACGUUACGUUCACUUGUCAAAGAUUUUUUUCUUUCGUUUUUCUCUUUGUCUAUAAAAUCGAAGUGAUAUUUUUGUUUGAGCACCAAUGUGAUGAUACAUUGUUCAUAAUCAUAAACAAUAUUCAAUUUGAUUGUUUUAGUU
Molecule: messenger RNA, 6681 nt
Organism: Schistosoma margrebowiei
Lineage: Eukaryota; Metazoa; Platyhelminthes; Trematoda; Strigeidida; Schistosomatidae
Source: the annotation of a GenBank genome assembly